Molecule: messenger RNA, 702 nt
Organism: Hibiscus syriacus
Lineage: Eukaryota; Viridiplantae; Streptophyta; Magnoliopsida; Malvales; Malvaceae
Product: mitochondrial import inner membrane translocase subunit PAM16 like 2-like
Exons: 1
Coding region: 265-642 (125 amino acids)
Biological process (GO): protein import into mitochondrial matrix
Cellular component (GO): TIM23 mitochondrial import inner membrane translocase complex
Source: RefSeq, a predicted model, not a curated record
UCCAUCACUUUUCCUUCUUCAAACAGGGAAGAAAGUAGUCUGAGGGUGUUGUCUGAGUGACCUUCAUGAGAGUUCCUAGGGAUCGGGUAUACCGGCUCGAGCUGUUGUUCAAGCAUACCGUCAAGCACUCUCAAGUUAGUUCAGUAUUACACUACUUUUUUUUUAGAAUAGGGUUUUAUUGUUGUUGUUGCUAAACUCGCCGUGAGCAACGAGGCAAUUAGUAAUGUUUUUAUAGUGGCAGCUGUUUUGUGUGCUUCAUAUCAUAUGUAUCAAUCUUUUGAAUGUAAGUUCAUCGCAGAUGCUGCAAAAUCCGGUGUUACACAUGAGACACUACAAAAUGGAGCUGGUAGAGUCAUGACGGAGCAUGAAGCUAGGCAGAUUCUUGGUGUAAGCGAGGAUGCCACUUGGGAGGAGAUAACGAAGGCUAGUAUUUUAAGCAUCUCUUUUUGUUUUCCCUUUCAGUUGCUUUCAUCUCGAAUAACCUUUAAACCUUCUUACACUACUUUAUUGCAGAAGUAUGACCAUUUAUUCGAGAAGAAGGCCAAGGUUGGGAACUUCUACCUUCAGUCAAAGGCUCAUCGGGCUAAGGAGUGCUCAGAAGCCUCCCAUCGAGCCAAAGGAGAGGGCAGUCCUACUAGUUGAAAAUCCGUCCAGGUUUACUCGUUUCACAUACAGAUCCCCAUUUAUAAACUAAUUCCGACU